AUGGUGGGCCUUUGGGAACAGACAGUAGGCCUGCAUGGCUGGAUUAUCGCCUUGUUUUUUCUUCUGGGUUGGUCUUCGGCGCAGAAUGUGUAUUCCGUUUCGGAAGAGGUGGACAGAGGCACGUUUGUCGGAAAUAUCGCAAAGGAUUUAAAUCUUAAUCUACAAGAUUUGGAAUUACGAGGGCUUCAGAUUGCAACUGGUUCUAACAAAGGAUAUUUCCAGGUAAAUUUGAAAACCGGUAUUUUAUAUGUUAAUGAAAGAAUAGACAGAGAGGCGCUAUGUGCGAAUUCGGCGAAGUGCUCUUUAAAUAUAGAGGUUAUACUGAAUCAGCCAAUGCAGCUUCACCGCAUUGAAGUGAAUAUUUUAGAUAUUAAUGAUAAUGCGCCGUCUUUCCUGGACAAAUCAGGAGUUUUGAAUAUACCUGAAUCGUCAGUUUCGGGAGAGAGAUUUUCUCUCCCAAUUGCUAUUGACCCCGACGUGGGCAGUAACUCGGUAAAGACCUACAAGCUGACUCCAAAUGAACACUUCUCUCUGGAUGUACAGAGCGAUGGAGAGCAGAGUCUGUCUGCUGAGCUAGUGCUGCAGAAAGCUUUAGACCGAGAGAAACAGUCUGUGAUUCAGCUCCUACUAACUGCUGUUGACGGAGGAAAACCUCCGAGAUCCGGGACAUUACAGAUCACUGUUAAUGUAAUAGAUGCUAAUGACAACGCUCCAGUAUUCAGCAAAUCUCUUUAUAAAGUCCGUGUAAAUGAAAAUGUAUCGGUUGGAGCAAAAAUAAUCACACUUAAUGCCACAGACCUCGAUGAAGGAAUGAACAGUGAGUUAGUAUAUUCUUUAGUUGAACGAGGGAGUUUUAACCCUUCCGACAUGUUUACCAUUGAUUCGGGAACAGGCGAAAUCACGAUAAAAGGGAAUUUGGAUUUUGAGGAAAACUCUGCCUACGAGAUUCGCGUGCAAGCUCGAGAUAAAGGUGCAACUCCCAGGAGUACACACUGUAAAGUGUUAGUGGAAGUUGUUGAUACCAACGACAACCCUCCAGAUAUCACAGUGACGUCACUUAUGAGCCCAGUAAGAGAAGACGCUCAAAGAGGUACAGUCGUGGCUUUGAUAACCGUGACCGACAAAGACGCUGGAAAAAAUGGACAUUUUAAUUGUAUUUUAAUUGGUCCCGUUCCUUUUAAAUUGCAAUCUUCCUAUAGGAACUACUACUCUCUCGUGGUUGACGGGGCGCUGGAUAGAGAGAGCGAAUUUCAGUACAAUGUCACCAUCAGAGCUACAGAUGAAGGGACUCCUCCUCUUUCCACCAGCAGUGUUAUCACUGUACACGUUUCUGAUGUCAAUGACAACGCGCCGCGCUUUCCUGAGCCAGUGAUUAACUUGUAUUUGAAAGAAAACAGCCCAGUGGGGUCUGUUAUUUAUAUUAUAUCUGCAUUUGAUCCCGAUACGAAAGAAAAUUCUAAACCUACAUAUUCUUUAUUUGAAAGUUCAGCUAAAGGUGUGCCCAGGCCAUCAACGGUCAGUGUGAACUCUGUCAGUGGAGAAAUAUAUACCCUUCAGUCGUUCAACUACGAGGACAUGAAAACAUUGCAGUUGCUAGUGCAGGCAACCGACUCUGGUGUUCCUCCACUAAGCAGCAACGCGACUGUGAACGUUUUUAUCCUGGAUGAGAAUGACAACAGUCCUGUGGUUCUCCCGCCCUAUUCUGGCCAGAGCUCUGUUAAUACUGAGAACAUUCCCUAUUCUGCUGAAGCUGGAUACUUUGUGGCCAAGAUCAGGGCUGUUGACGCAGACUCUGGUUACAAUGCGCUGCUUUCUUAUCACAUCACUGAACCCAAGGGCAGCAGCCUCUUCCGAAUCGGAAGCAGCACCGGGGAAAUAAGGACUAAGAGGCGAAUGAGUGACAAUGACCUGAAGACUCAUCCAUUGGUGAUUUUGAUUUCUGACCACGGAGAACCUUCCCUCUCAGCGACUGUGUCUAUUGAUGUUGUAGUUGUUGAAGAUACGGGUGAAAUGCAAACAACGUUCAGACAGUUACCUGCGAAGGAGGAGACUUUCUCUGAUUUAAAUCUCUAUUUACUGAUCGGCAUUGUCUCUGUGUCAGUUAUAUUUUUGCUGAGCCUCAUUAGUUUAAUAGCUGUAAAGUGCCACAGGACUGAUGGCGGGUUGAGCAAGUACAGUGCCCCAGUGAUCACCACACACCCUGAUGGGAGCUGGUCUUACUCCAAAUCUACUCAGCAGUAUGACGUGUGUUUCAGCUCAGACACACUGAAGAGUGACGUUGUGGUUUUUCCUACGCCGUUUCCGCCUGCUGAUGCGGAUCUGAUUAGCAUUAAUGGAGCAGACACGUUGAAAAGGAAUCAAACUCUCCCCAACAGUCAGAAGGUAAGACGGCCAAUCGCUGUUUGUUUAAUCUAA
Conger conger (European conger) is the source of this 2415-nucleotide messenger RNA. Its product is annotated as protocadherin alpha-2-like. Gene Ontology annotation, biological process: homophilic cell-cell adhesion. The record is from RefSeq and is a predicted model, not a curated record. The transcript has a single exon. Bases 1 to 2415 code for a protein of 804 amino acids. Gene Ontology annotation, cellular component: plasma membrane. NCBI's taxonomy places the organism in Eukaryota, Metazoa, Chordata, Actinopteri, Anguilliformes, Congridae. Gene Ontology annotation, molecular function: calcium ion binding.